This is a messenger RNA of Mesorhabditis belari, 534 nucleotides long. Lineage: Eukaryota; Metazoa; Nematoda; Chromadorea; Rhabditida; Rhabditidae. The record is from the annotation of a GenBank genome assembly.
AUGCUCAACGGACUUUACGGAUAUUUCUUUGGAGGAGAAAGCGCUCAGGGAACGGAACAACAUUACGAUCGCGACAACAACAAUCGCGAAAACGAGGCUCCAAAUGGGAAAGAUUUUGCGGAAGACGAGGAUUGGCAACUCGUUCCAUCAAUUGAAAACGUCUCCGGUCGAUCAUCACCAGUGAUCGUGCCUCAGCCAGAGCUUCGAGACAUCGACACUCUGUCUUUGCAAAGCAACAAAACCGCAACUUCAACAAAAGUGCUUCGUCGUGCCGAAGAUAUGCGACAGGCGCGCGCUCAGGCAAUUCAGAAGCUUGCACUCGAGACAGCGCUUUUCGCCAAUGCGGCCGCCUCGUUGCAAUCGAAUGGAAAGACUAAGACAAGUGCUGGGGCAAAUGGUGCUCAAAUGACAACAUCGUGCCUCAAGCGUGCCUCCGCCGCUGCUCAAAGCGAUUCCAAGGGGAAGCAACGCAGCAAGAAAGCCGGGAAAUUGAACUCCGGUCGGAACAAUGACCGGAAAUGCAACAAUCUCAAC